Molecule: messenger RNA, 3530 nt
Organism: Coregonus clupeaformis (lake whitefish)
Lineage: Eukaryota; Metazoa; Chordata; Actinopteri; Salmoniformes; Salmonidae
Product: kinesin-like protein KIF23
Exons: 24
Coding region: 84-3059 (991 amino acids)
Biological process (GO): microtubule-based movement
Cellular component (GO): nucleus; microtubule; kinesin complex
Molecular function (GO): ATP hydrolysis activity; microtubule motor activity; ATP binding
Source: RefSeq, a predicted model, not a curated record
UGACGUCACACGAGAGGGAAUUUUCAAACACUGAAGGAGCGCACCGAACUGAAGGGGAAAGAUAAACAAAGGCGACGUUCAAAAUGCAAAGACCCGCAAAGGGCAAAACUCCAAGGAGGCCAGCCCUGAAGAAAACUUCCCACACACAAAAAGACCCAGUUGGUGUGUACUGCCGUAUCCGCCCUUUAGGAGCUGCAGAUGAGGAGUGUUGUAUUGACAUGAUCAGCAGCACCACCAUUCAGCUGCAUGCACCUGAUGGCAUCAAAGCCAACCGCAAUGGGGAAUACAAAGAGACCCAGUACUCCUUCAAAAAAGUGUUUGGAAUCCAAACCUCCCAAAUAGAGUUGUUUGAGGAUGUUGCCAAACCACUUGUGGAUGACCUCAUUCACUGCAAGAACGGAUUGCUCUUCACUUAUGGCGUCACAGGCAGUGGAAAGACGUUUACCAUGACGGGGUCUCCUGGAGAAGGUGGACUCCUGCCUCGCUCUCUGGACAUGCUCUUCAACAGCAUCGGUCCAUUACAGGCCAAGAGAUUUGUGUUUAGGGCAGACGACAAGAACGGCAUGGAGAUCCAAGGUCAGGUGGACGCUCUCCUGGAGAGACAGAAGAGAGAAUCGAAUCAACAGUCCGCAGUGCCCAAAACACCCUCUUCAAAGCAAAAACCUGACCCAGAGUUCGCAGACAUGAUCAGUCCAGAGGAGGCUUGCAAAUGUGAGGGAGUCGACGAGGACAGCUGCUACAGUGUGUUUGUAUCCUACAUAGAAAUAUACAAUAACUACAUCUACGAUCUGCUGGAAGAAGCUCCAUUCGACCCCAUACGACCCAAGCGUCCCGGUGGAGUCACACCUCUACGGAACCCUGAGUUGAUACCGCCUCAAUCAAAGAUUUUACGCGAGGACCAGAACCACAACAUGUAUGUGUCAGGAUGCACAGAGGUCGAGGUGAAGUCCACAGAGGAAGCCUUCGAAGUGUUUUGGCGAGGUCAAAAGAAAAGGAGGAUUGCCAAUACUCAGCUGAACCGCGAGUCCAGUCGCUCACACAGUGUGUUCAUCGUCAAACUGGCACAGGCUCCGCUGGACGCAGAUGGAGACCACAUUCUACAGGACAAGAACCAGGUGACUGUUAGCCAGCUGUGUCUGGUGGACCUGGCAGGGAGCGAGCGCACCAGCAGGACUAAAGCAGAGGGCAGCCGCCUCCGGGAAGCAGGCAACAUCAACCAGUCCCUGAUGACGUUACGCACCUGUAUAGAAGUCCUCAGAGAGAACCAGAUGUGUGGAACAAACAGGAUGGUUCCUUACAGAGACUCCAAAGUCACUCAUCUGUUCAAGAACUAUUUUGACGGGGAAGGGAAAGUCCGCAUGGUUGUGUGUGUCAACCCGAAAGCCGACGACUACGAAGAAACCAUGUUGGUCAUGCGCUUUGCAGAGUUGACCCAGGAGGUUGAGGUGGCGCGGCCGGUGGACAGGCCCAUCUGCAGCCUGGCGGCAGGGCGGAGACACCGGAACCAGGCCUUCAGAGACGAGAUGUCACGACGCCAGGAGGAGCGUCCCGGGGGACCCAGCAACACAGAGGAUGGCUCGGUGCUGAACCAGCUCCUGGACAGCCUGCCGGCCCUGCCUGCCUGUGAGUUGGUGGACCCCACCGACGAGCAGAGCCUGCCCCGCCUCAUAGAGGUGCUGGAGAAGAGGCACCGCAUUCGCCAGAUGAUCACUGAGCAGUACACCACAACUGCCAACACACUGAAAUCGAUGCUCCAGGAGUUUGAUGGCCACCUGAUGGCCAAGGAGAACUUCAUCCGUGAACAGCGGGGCAAACUGGGAGAGAAGGACAAGAUCCUGGUCAACCAGAAGAAUGAGAUGGAUCGGCUGGAGAAGAAAUCCAAAAUGCUGGAAUACAAGAUUGACAUUCUGCAGAAGACCACCAACAUCUACGAGGAGGACAAGCGGUCGCUGCAGCAGGAGCUGGAGAGCCGUGAGCAGAGGCUGCAGCGUGAGCUGUCAGAGAGGAAGCGCAUGGAGACACGCAUGCAGGGCAUGGUGACUGACACCAAGCACCAGUGGGAGAAGGAGUGUGACCGUCGCGUGAACGCCAAGCAGCUGGAGAUGCAGAACAAGCUGUGGGUGAAGGAUGAGAAGCUGAAGCAGCUGAAGGCCAUCGUAUCAGAGAGCAACAGCAGCGCAACCUCAGAGCAGCAGCGUCCCCCACCACCCCCAGACAAGCCCCAGAGAACCUUCCGGGAGAAAGACCAGCUUCGCGCCCCUGAGAAGAAGAGAUCUCCCUCGCCGCUGCCCGACUCCCAGACUCCCUCCACCUCCUGCUACCACCACCAGGUCAGGACAGCUCAGGGCCUCCCCCUCCCACCCUCCUCCUCCUCCGCUGGUAGUCUCUCAGUAGCCUCCGUCAUCUCUGAGUGGGAGCAGAGGUUCCCCAUAGGUAGGGACCCCCCCGGGACCCCCGGCGCGUACGGAAGCGCGACCCCAUACGGAAGCAACAGUGUGGGCCGCAGGAGAGGCCAGCGAUGGGCCCCUGAGACAGAGGACCCGGGCCCCAGCCACACAUACGGGCUAGACCUAGAAUCAAACUCAAGGACCACAGGAACACCGAUUCACCCACGCCACAGACGCUCACACUCAGCGGGUGGGGAGCGAUGGGUAGAUCACAAACCACCCUCUAAUUUGGACUUAAACACGGUCAUGCAGCCAAUCAUACCCAAUGCGAUCAAGGUGUCAGCGGCCAGCGAGAAAGCUCUGUCUAAAUGCCACAAGUAUGUUCUCACGCAUCAGGAGCUUGCCUCUGAUGGGGACAUUCAGACCAAACUGAUCAAGGGAGACGUGUUCAAAACGAGAGGUGGAGGACAAGCCGUGCAGUUCACAGACAUUGAAACGCUUAGACAGGAAUGCCCAACUGCUUCAAGUCGUAAGAGGAGGUCAUCGGGAGACGGGCCAGGACAACAUGAUGGGAACAAGAUGGACUGGAACGACAGAGAGAACAGGGCACCAGUGGCAAGCACAAGCUCGGGUCUUGGUCUCCAGAAUGGCUAUCAAAAACGCAGAAAGUAGGGCCUGGACUGAUGAGAAGCAUCAUCUUUUUCUAAAUGCUGGAUUUUUUUCUAUCUAAUCAUGACUAUAGCUUAAAAGGGACAUUUGAAUUAGAUUUAGAGAUAACGUGUAGCUCUCUUAUCACAUUGUAUAGCUUACCACCUUUACAUAUGAAACUUUCCUUCACUGCUUUUUCAAGCCCAAAGAUUAUUUAGAUGACAAAAUGUAACUUUUUUUUCAUACUCUCUCAAUUCCAAGGCACUUGUCUUUUUUUUUUUUUUUUUUAAACAAGGUUUGAUAAUUUGUAUAGACCUAUAUUCAGACACAUGAUCUGCAGAAAAUCAAUGGUAGAAAGCUGCUAGUGCAAAAAACCCAAUUAUAUACUUUGCUAAAGCCUGCCGGUCAGUCUCUGUCUGACUGCAAAUAAAUGUCUUUUUGAAGGAAUUUAUUAUUUAAAAACUGAAAAAAAUAAAUCAAGAAAUGAGAAUCUUA